UUCCAGCUAGACCAGCCCCACCCCUAUUUUGGAAAGGGGGAAUCCCCGUAUAGGUGAUGUCUUAUUAUAAGUGUGCAUUAUUUAGACUCUCUUUUCUCUCCACAUGCUCCACGUGUUAGAGGUGAUCCAAGAUGUCGACAGCAGAACAAGCUGCUGUUCUAAAGAAAAAGAGGACUUUUCGCAAGUUCACAUUUCGUGGCGUUGACCUUGACCAGCUCUUGGAUAUGACAUACGAGCAACUUAUGGGAUUGGUUCAUGCCCGAGCACGAAGAAGGUUCUCAAGAGGUCUUAAACGCAAGCCUCUGGCUCUGAUCAAGCGUCUACGUAAGGCCAAGAAAGAGGCUCCUGCCAUGGAGAAACCAGCCGUCGUGAAGACACACCUCAGAAACAUGAUAGUGGUGCCUGAGAUGAUUGGGUCAGUGGUUGGCAUUCACAAUGGGAAGACAUUCAACCAGGUUGAGAUUAAGCCUGAGAUGAUGGGACACUAUCUGGGGGAGUUUGCCAUCACCUAUAAACCAGUCAAACAUGGCCGCCCUGGAAUCGGAGCCACGCACUCUUCGAGAUUUAUUCCUCUCAAGUAGAAACUGAUUCAAGAAUACUAACUUGAUUGUGUGCUUAUAACACUAUUGACCUCCUUUGCAAUUAGUGUUUAUUGAUGUGAUGAUAUGAACCUGCAAUAUUGUGCUUUACCUA
Molecule: messenger RNA, 693 nt
Organism: Halichondria panicea
Lineage: Eukaryota; Metazoa; Porifera; Demospongiae; Suberitida; Halichondriidae
Product: small ribosomal subunit protein uS19-like
Exons: 4
Coding region: 132-581 (149 amino acids)
Biological process (GO): translation; ribosomal small subunit assembly
Cellular component (GO): cytosolic small ribosomal subunit; ribosome
Molecular function (GO): RNA binding; structural constituent of ribosome
Source: RefSeq, a predicted model, not a curated record